Messenger RNA from Aspergillus nidulans FGSC A4, 3342 nucleotides. Its product is annotated as putative ARF GTPase activator (Csx2). Gene Ontology annotation, cellular component: cytoplasm. The record is from RefSeq and is a predicted model, not a curated record. The transcript has 5 exons. Gene Ontology annotation, molecular function: GTPase activator activity. Lineage: Eukaryota; Fungi; Ascomycota; Eurotiomycetes; Eurotiales; Aspergillaceae. Bases 1 to 3342 code for a protein of 1113 amino acids.
AUGGGGGUUGUCGGGAGCCGGCUUGACGACUCGGGGUGUCUGUAUUUCAAAGAUCAGAACAAAUUAACGAUCGCAUCUGUAACGAUAUCGAAUUCUCGCCGGGUGCUUCUGAACCUCAUUCCAAAUGGAUUUCCCGCAACCAGGUAUAAUGCGAGAAGGGAGCCCGGAGAUGACACUCUGGUUGAGUAUAUACAGGAUCCGGACUGCCCCCCUUCUGCUCCCCACCCUUCGUUCCUUUUGCGUCUGAACAACGACGACGAACUCAUUUUCAAGUUUACCUUCAUCUUAAGACAAACGCAAACAGGGAACGUGUCGAAUUCCACGGUCAAUGGGGUUGCGACUACUUUGCCCGAGGUAGCCGACACCAUAUUGACAGGCUUGACAUUUGCGCACGCGCCGAACUCGAAAGAGCUCGACAAUCUGGUUACAAGAGAAUUCCACGCAAAUCCAAACCUGCAAAACAACUCGAACGUUCAGCUCGUGGGCGAUUUCUCAACCGGUGGAAGCCCGUCCGUUCAAUUUGAUUGGACUUGGAAAUGGAAGCCCCCAAAGAGUAUGGAAGAUAAAGGUGGUGGUUGGCGGAAUAGCUGUAGCUUUUUGGAUUAUGACCAAAGGGCUAAUCGCCUCAACACCCUCGCGUAUUUUUCGUUUUGGGUACAAAACACUGCUCGCUUUCUCCCGAGUCCGCAAAUAACAUCUCCGAAUCUGGAAGUUCAUAUGCCUAUGCGCAAUCGCGUUCCUUCUUCGCAGUCGGUUUUAUCACAUUCUAGCGACGCAGACAUAUCGUCAAAUGUCCCGGUCCAGGUCGUACCGGAGACGCCCCCUGAAGCUAAUGAUGCGCCUCCAACCUCCACGGCUCCAGUUCCGGCUCCGGCUCCGGCUCCUGUGAAGGUAGAUCUUCCCCACUCACGCCCUGGCGAGGACAUGAGUGUGGUUGAAGAUGGACCUCUAUUCCGUGCUACUAUGAAGGCACUGGAGCAGAAGACCGGCAAUAUGCGCGCUAAGAUCAAGAAAGUUUUGAAGAAGGCCGAGGCUGCGCAUCAAGCCCAGACAGCUUGCAACGAUGCCGUGGAAGCGUUUUUAUCUGCUUUAGGUGAUGCAUCUACCUCCAAUGCGAACGCAAUUCAGCCAGCACUAGACCACUAUUUUGAGAAGAUUUCGCGGCAGAUAUUGAAUUACGAGCGACUCAAUGCUUUACAGCUCCAAAAGCUGGUGAUAGAACCGCUUUUGAAACUCUAUACUAAUGACAUCAAGCAAGCGGAGGCGAAGAAGAAGGAAUUUGAAGAAGAAAGCCGUGACUAUUAUGCUUACGUCGGUCGAUACCUCGGACAGCGACAGGACUCACUGAAGGAAAAGAAGCGAGCAGAAAGUGACUCUAAGUACCAAGCGAAACGUCGAAAUUUUGAACUGAGACGGUUCGAUUAUUCUUCGUUCAUGCAGGACCUUCACGGUGGCCGCAAGGAGCAGGAGGUCCUUUCUCAUCUAACUAAAUAUGCGGAUACCCAGGCGAAGACCUUCCUCGCCGCGGCUAAACAGGUGGAUGACAUGGUGCCGCAGCUUGAUGCCCUUAUCCAUGAGGUCAAUCAAGCAGAUAAGGAAUUUCAAUUUCAGAGGACGGAGAGGGAAGAGAAACGGAGAGCCCUGGAGAAAAGCAGCAACACGUACCUUGAGCCUGAUGCUCCCGUCAGCUCAAGCGCAGCGUCCACGUUACUUACUAGCGGUAAUGGGAAUCAGAAACCAGAGGGAGACUUGGGCCGCGCCGAUAGCACCGGGUCACAAUUGCGGAGUGUCACUAGCAGCAAUUCAACCACAUCAAUCCAGACAUCCGCGGCUCCCAAUCCGUCCGCCGGUUCCUCUGCCAUGACCUCAGCCAUAAACUCAAGCUGUCAGCAAAGGAAAGAAGGGCUGCUUUGGGCGUUAUCUCGACCAGGAUCUCAUAUUGACCCCAAAGGAAUCAACAAGCAGGCUUGGCAUAAAUUUUGGAUUGUCCUCGACCAGGGUAAACUGUCAGAAUACAGCAACUGGAAACAAAAGCUUGACUUACACAUGGAUCCUAUCGACCUGCGGAUGGCCUCAGUAAGAGAGGCUCGGAACGCAGAACGGCGGUUUUGCUUCGAGGUAAUCACCCCGCAAUUCAAGCGCAUCUACCAAGCAACUUCAGAGGAAGAUAUGGGCAACUGGAUUAGGGCAAUCAACAACGCUUUACAGAGCGCUGUUGAAGGACGUAGCAUGUAUCCACCUCCACUCUCGUCGGAGGCGGACAAGCCAUCUAUGGGCCGAGACAUUGGCUCUGUAUUGACGGGGAAAAGCUCUUCAGUUUCCCACCACUCUCACCAUUCAUCCGCCUCGAGCAAUGUGACCCGUCGCACGACAGUUGGGGCGCGGCCUAGCUAUGUUCGCGGCGACUCACAGGGUUUCGAGGAUAAUCCCUCAAAGCUAUUACAAGCAGUUCGCGACGCAGAUCAAGGCAACCACUGGUGUGCGGACUGUAACUCUACCUCCAAGGUUGAGUGGGUUUCGAUAAACCUAGGGAUCGUCUUGUGUAUAGAGUGCAGUGGCAUUCACCGAUCUCUCGGGACACAUAUUUCUAAAAUCCGAUCACUCACACUCGACGUCCAUUCUUUUUCGAACGAUAUUGUGGAAAUCCUUCUUCAAAUCGGAAACCGCGUCAGCAACAUGAUCUGGGAGGCUACUCUAGAUCAGGCUCAGAAGCCGGUAGCCUCAUCCACUCGAGAACAUCGGCUGAGGUUCAUCACCGCCAAAUAUGCGGAUAAAGCGUUCGUUCAACCACUGCCCUCUCCAUUGUCGCGAUUCCCGACGGCAGACGAAACGCUUCUCGCCUCAAUCAAGAGAAAUGACAUUCAAGGUGUCCUUUACGGCAUCGCCCUUCGCGCCAACGUGAACGUCGCCGAUCGCUCCCGUAGCACUCACGCCGUCUUCCUCGCAUUAGCUGCCGCGGACCCGGCACACCCCGGUCAAAUGACGUCGAGUAUAUCCUCUCGACCUAGCACAUCUACCAAGGUGAUCCCUUUCCCCGUCGCUGAACUCCUUGUCCAGAACGGAGCCGAGAUUCCGUCUCAGCCUCCUCCAAUCCCUCUUUCCCCUGCCGCUCAAUUAUACCUUAACCAGCGAACUGCACGACUCUCUAAUUUCAACCAUCCUGUUCCUGCUGUAACACCAGCAGAUACGCUGGGAUCACUGCCCACCCUCCGAGGGCCCGGAGCUAGCAACGAGCAGGCACCAAGUUCGUUAGAUAACAAAGAGCGAGAGAAACUGCAUAAAAGAGGAAGCGCUGGAGCUAGGUUUGCUGGCAAAGUUGCCUCGCUAGGGAUUGAUCGAUGA